Trichechus manatus latirostris (Florida manatee) is the source of this 987-nucleotide messenger RNA. Its product is annotated as histone H2A type 1. Lineage: Eukaryota; Metazoa; Chordata; Mammalia; Sirenia; Trichechidae. Gene Ontology annotation, biological process: heterochromatin formation. Gene Ontology annotation, cellular component: nucleosome; chromatin. The record is from RefSeq and is a predicted model, not a curated record. Gene Ontology annotation, molecular function: DNA binding; structural constituent of chromatin; protein heterodimerization activity. The transcript has a single exon. The coding region runs from base 20 to 412 and encodes 130 amino acids.
AGAGGCUGACACUUAAAUCAUGUCUGGACGUGGCAAGCAGGGCGGCAAGGCUCGCGCCAAGGCUAAGACUCGCUCUUCCCGCGCUGGGCUCCAGUUCCCCGUGGGUCGUGUCCACCGUCUGCUUCGCAAGGGGAACUACGCCGAGCGGGUUGGAGCCGGCGCGCCGGUGUACCUGGCGGCGGUGCUGGAGUACCUGACGGCCGAGAUCCUGGAGCUGGCUGGUAACGCGGCCCGCGACAACAAGAAGACGCGCAUCAUCCCGCGCCACCUGCAGCUGGCCAUCCGCAAUGAUGAGGAGCUCAACAAGCUGCUGGGCAAAGUGACCAUCGCGCAAGGUGGAGUCCUGCCCAACAUCCAGGCUGUUCUUUUGCCCAAGAAGACUGAGAGCCACCAUAAGGCCAAGGGCAAGUAGAAGUCGCCAUUGAUUUUCGGUAACUGAAAUCUCCCAUGCAAACCAAAGGCUCUUUUCAGAGCCGCUUAUGAUUUCCUGAGAAGAGCUGAAUACUUAAGUGUAAAAAGUUUUUGAAAAGGCCACUUGCAGUAACCGGUUAUAAUCCGUUAGAUUAGGAUCAGAUAGCUUGGUUUAGGCAGAUAAUUCACCUGGUCGACUCUUCUACCUAGAUGCUACCUGCAUCCAUGUAUUUUAAUUGAUACAUGAAGUGAUCCAGUCGCCAGUUUCUUUGCAUCAGCAUUGGGUAAUUUAUGAGGUUAUAAAGAGACAGCUUUACUAAAAUUAACUCUUGGCUAUUGGCUUAAACAAAAGACACCUGAGCUUCUAAAAAGUGAAGUUCUGGUGGUGAAUCUACUUGGUUUAGGGGCAAACGUAGCAGAGUCUAGUUUUAAGACGCCUUUGUUUUCUGAGUUUUAGUCAUCAAAGCGUAAAAUGAGCAGGUCCUGAAGGAUGUAGGGAUCAACCCAAACAUCUAUCAUAACCUAAAGACUUUGGAGCAACUCAUAAUUUCUAAUCCCAUAUCAACGUAAACCUAU